Folsomia candida is the source of this 797-nucleotide messenger RNA. RefSeq names its product programmed cell death protein 6. The record is from RefSeq and is a predicted model, not a curated record. The transcript is spliced from 5 exons. Lineage: Eukaryota; Metazoa; Arthropoda; Collembola; Entomobryomorpha; Isotomidae. Gene Ontology annotation, molecular function: calcium ion binding. Bases 1 to 549 code for a protein of 182 amino acids.
AUGGCGUACUACAACCAAGGAGCCCCUCCUCCAGUCCCAGAUCGAAACUUUUUGUACUCUGUAUUUCAAAGGGUGGAUAGAGAUCAAAGUGGUGCCAUAAAUUCAGUCGAAUUGCAAGCAGCAUUGUCGAAUGGAACGUGGACCCCGUUCAAUCCUGAAACGGUCAGACUCAUGAUCGGAAUGUUCGAUCGUGAUAACUCAGGAACUAUAAAUUUCGAUGAAUUCGGUGCCCUGUGGAAGUACGUAACAGACUGGCAACAGUGCUUCAGGUCCUUUGAUCGAGAUAAUUCUGGUACAAUUGAUCGUGGGGAGCUACAAAACGCACUGACAACCUUUGGGUACCGCCUUCAACCCCCCACCGUCGACAUCAUGCUAAAAAAAUUCGAUCGGAUUGGGAGAGGAACUAUUGCAUUUGAUGACUUUAUUCAGUGUUGUGUUGUUCUUCAUACGCUGACUUCCUCCUUCCGUCAAAUCGACACAGAUCAAGAUGGAGUAAUUCAGAUUCAUUACGAACAAUUUUUGCAAAUGGUCUUGGGAUUGAAAAUGUAGAAUGUGUAAUAACUCCAACAAGACGGGUUAAUGUCAUUCCUUGCGACUAUUCAUUUUAUGCCAUUCAUAACGCUAAAAAAACUUUCCUACUCAACUAUGAACUUUUCGUAUUUCAUAUUCAUUCACAAAGUUUGUACAUUGUCAGGUUAUAAUAAAUAGGGGAUGUGAAAUUUACAUCUAUGGUGGUUAACUAAACAUGUUCCAACUUAGUAAUUAUAUGCAUUAAAAUGAACAUUGUACAAAGAGAA